Molecule: messenger RNA, 360 nt
Organism: Nematostella vectensis (starlet sea anemone)
Lineage: Eukaryota; Metazoa; Cnidaria; Anthozoa; Actiniaria; Edwardsiidae
Exons: 1
Coding region: 1-360 (119 amino acids)
Source: RefSeq, a predicted model, not a curated record
AUGAAUUUGGACUCAAAGGCAAUGUACAAGGAAUGGAAAGACAGUCUUGCGCACGCUAAACCGAUGCCUCUACUUGCCCUUGUAGCUUCCCUUUCUGGUAUUGGAGCUUAUGCCCUGAAACCUAAAGCAAGGGGCUUGCCUUGGCUGAUUGCUGGAGGUGCAAUGGCGGCCCUAUUACCAUACACGGCUUUGGUCAUAUGGCCAUUCGCCAUUGGACCGAUCUACAGCGAAGAGAGAGCCGAAAAGAAGGGAGUAGACUAUGCGAAAGAACACAUCGAAAAAUGGAACAAGCUACAUGCUGUCCGGACUGUGGUUUCCAUCGCUGUGUUCGGCUGGUGUGUGUAUAACUUCAAGAAAUAA